GUGACCUUAAAUUUUUUCAGAGAUCAUUAACAUUUGCUUCCUUUCCAAUUCUCCUCUCCUUGUUUCUUGUUGAAUCUCGACAACUCAUUCGGAAUCAUCUUCGUCCUCUCUAAAUACUGACCAGUUGUUGAAGUUCCAACAGUUUCAAUUCAGUAAUGGAACAAAAUAACCUGACUAUCAUUUGUUAGUAAUGGAAAGUUCUAAACCUGCUUUUUCACUAAAUCCUUUCCAUAGCCCAACUAAAGGACCGGAAGACUAUUCAACUAUGUCAGUUGGCAUCGGUCAAACUCAGACAGAUCAUCAAGGUAGACUAAUGGAAGAUUUCAAGACUCAAAAUACUGGUUCUCUUGGAAUUUCACGUAAUCAUCUUGAGAACAUAAUUCCUCAUCAUGGUUCUAGUCCGAAGCAUGGAGGUUCUGAUAUUGACCUUUUAGUAUCGCCCCGUGAGCUUGCUUUACCCCCUAUUGCUAUUGGAUCUCGACAAUAUACUGAAGAUACCAAUUCUAUUGUUAGUUCUUAUAUUAUGAAUGGUAGUAGCAAUAACAUCAUUUUGCCACCUUCUUCAAAUGAAGUUAAAUCGAGUGAGCUUGCCGUGCCACAUCUUGUUGAAUCUGCUCGAGAUACUUCCUUUGAUUCCAAAAGUAAUAAAUACACGACAUCACCCACCAGUCCUACUCAACCCCAUUCUGCGGCCAACAUUGAUAUUUUGCAUGGACAGAAGAGCCAAGGUGAUGAUUCUCUUUCGAAUUCUCAUUCACUGCUUGAUGGAAUUGGUUUAUCUUAUCCCGAGGCUGACCGUUCUAACGAGGCAGAAAUAGGAGAUGAUAAAACCGAAGAUCGUGUACCCCAAAUCAAAAAUUUUAUGCUGCCUCAUCAAAGGAUUAUCAAUUCUUCUGUUGAAUCUCCAAGAUUCAUUAAGCAACUUUCUUUUAAUAGAAUUCAUAUCGAUACAGCUGCACCUUUUGAAUCCGUUAAGGAAGCUGUCUCAAAGUUCGGAGGAAUUGUUGAUUGGAAAGCUCAUAAAGUGCAAAGCAUAGAGAGACGUAAGCUUGUAGAACAAGAACUCGAUAAAUUACACGUUGAGAUGCCUGAAUAUAAGAACCGGUUGGACGAAGCAGAAGUGGAGAAGUUUAAAGUAUUAAAGGAGCUAGACAGCGCGAAGAGAUUAAUAGAAGAACUAAAGGUGAGUCUCGAGAGAGCACAAACUGAAGAAGAUCAAGCAAGACAAGAUUCUGAACUUGCCAAGCUAAGGAUGGAAGAGAGGGAACAAGGGAUUGCCGAUGAGGCUAGCAUUGCAGCAAAGACACAGCUCGAGGUUGCUAAAGCGAGACAUGAAGCAGCGAUUGUGGAGCUGGCAACCAUUACCGAUGACUUGGAAGCACUACGGAACGAAUAUUCUUCUUUGAUAGUUGAGAGAGAUGUCGCGUCUAAGAGAGCUGAAGAAGCUGUUAACGCUUCGAGAGAGGUUGAGAAGACAGUGGAAUACUUAACGAUUGAACUGAUUACGACAAAGGAGUCAUUAGAAUCGGCACAUGCUGCUCAUUUGGAAGCAGAAGAGAAACGGAUUACGGUAGCUAUGGCUCGAGACCAAGAUACGCUCCAAUGGAAGAAGGAUUUAAAACAAGGUGAAGAGGAGUUGCAGAGAAUCAAUCAGCAAGUGAAUUAUGCAAAGGAGUUGAAAUCGAAGUUAGACACUGCUUCGGCUUUGUUACUUGAUUUGAAAGCCGAAUUAUCUGCUUAUAAAAUGAAGGAGAAAACUGAUGGACACUCGAACGAUGAGCUACCAACGGAAAUAAAACUUGAUACCGAUAUGCAAGCUGCAAUUGCUUCAGCGAAGAAGGAACUUGUAGAGAUGAAGAACAAUAUCAAAAAAGCCAAAGCGGAAGUCGAAACUUUGAAGGCGGCUGCUAAUUCAUUAAAAUUGGAGCUUGAAAAGGAAAAGUCUAAGCUGGAAAGUACUCAAUCGGAAGCCGCCCUAUUACAGACAGAGAAGACACCUGCACCGCUAAAACCACUGCAGGAGGCUACACAAGAGGCUGAGAAGGCAAAGUCGCUUGCUCAAAUGACUCGUGAAGAGUUCAUCAAAGCAAAGGAAGAAGCAGAGCAAGCGAAAGCCGGAGCAAGUACUAUCGAGAGUAGGUUACUUGCCGCUCAAAAGGAAAUCGAAGCUGCUAAUGUUUCGGAGAAGUUAGUUUUAGCUGCCAUUAAAGCAUUACAAGUGAACGAAUCGGCUCAAAACAUCGGCAAUGCGAAUUCGCCCCAAGAGAUAACAGUUUCCUUAGAAGAGUAUUACCAGCUCAGUAAACGUGCAUACGAAGCCGAAGAAAAGAUCGAAAUGAGGAUGGCAGCAGUCCAUUCUCGAAUCGAAGCAGCUAAGCAAUCACAAUCGAAAAGCUUGGAAAAGCUAGAAGAACUAAACAAAGAGAUGGCCGAAAGAAAAGAAGCACAAAGAAUCGCUAUGGAGAGAGCCGAUAAGGCCAACGAAGGUAAGUUAAAAAUAGAGCAGGAGUUGAGAAACUGGAGAUCUGAACACGAACAACAACAAACAGACACGGAACCAAACCACGGAGAAAACAUUCCACCAAUUACGGAGGAAAAGAAAGAAACCGAUGACACUGAGCCUGCACCUCCACCUGCGGCUCCUACCGCUAAUAUGAAUGACACACCCCCGGAACCAAAACCAAAGAAAAAGAGAAAGUCGAUCAUCCCAAAGAUAUUCAUGUUUUUGUCCCGAAGGAAAUCGAAGACCUCGUAGAUCAUCGAUGAAGCCACUUUGUUAUGUUUGCUGCCGUGAUUUCGCCUCCCAUUUUUUUUAAACUGGAUUUGUCACAGCUGCUAAAAUUUUGUUUACGCAUUGAGUGUAAAUUCUAGUGAUUAUUUUGAUUUACCAUAAUGUUUGAGAUUAAUAAAGAUAUUUGGUUCUA
Gossypium arboreum is the source of this 2924-nucleotide messenger RNA. RefSeq names its product protein WEAK CHLOROPLAST MOVEMENT UNDER BLUE LIGHT 1-like. The transcript is spliced from 3 exons. The record is from RefSeq and is a predicted model, not a curated record. Bases 191 to 2755 code for a protein of 854 amino acids. NCBI's taxonomy places the organism in Eukaryota, Viridiplantae, Streptophyta, Magnoliopsida, Malvales, Malvaceae.